AUGCAUAGCUGUUCACCAGGACAUGUUCCAAUGUCCAAAGGUGAUAAAUUAAACAAAAGUCAGUGUCCUAGAAACAAGCUUGAGGAAGAAAAUAUGAAAAACAAGCCAUAUUCUAGACUUGUAGGCAGCUUGAUGUACGCUCAAGUUUGUACAAGGCCUGAUUUGGCUUAUGCAGUGAGCAUCCUAGCUAGAUUUCAAUCCAAUCCAGGUCAUGAGCACUGGAUUUCUGGAAAGAAGGUAUUAAGAUACUUGCAGAAAACCAAAAAUUAUUGUUUGGUUUAUCGAAGGGUGAAUGAGCUUGAAGUAGAAGGCUACUCAGAUGCAGAUUUUGCAGGGCAAUAUUCUGAUUCUGGAAAGUCUACCUCUGGAUAUGUAUUCAUGUUAGCUGGAGGUGCUAUAGCCUGGAAGAGUGUAAAACAAACUCAAACUGCUACUUCUACUAUGAUGGCAGAAUAUAUUGCAAUCUAUGAAGCGACUUGUCAAGGUCUAUGGUUGAAGAACUUUCUACAGCAAACUAAGUUAGUUGAUUCUAUAAUUUCUAGACCUUUGAAAAUACAUUGUGAUAACUCUGCUGCAGUGUAUUUUACAAAGAAUAAUAAGAGGUCAACUAACUCUAAACAUAUAGACUUGAAGUACUAUAGUGUUAGGGAAAGAGUGAAGCAUAAGGAGUUGGAGAUUGCUAAAAUUCAUACACUGGAGCAACUUGCAGACCCUUUCACAAAACCCCUAACUGUAGUAGCUUUUCAAACUUAUAUUGAAAAGAUUGGCAUCCUCCCAACCUUGGACUCUGAAGUUUAG
Rosa rugosa (rugosa rose) is the source of this 798-nucleotide messenger RNA. Its product is annotated as secreted RxLR effector protein 161-like. The record is from RefSeq and is a predicted model, not a curated record. The coding region runs from base 1 to 798 and encodes 265 amino acids. The transcript has a single exon. Lineage: Eukaryota; Viridiplantae; Streptophyta; Magnoliopsida; Rosales; Rosaceae.